Catharus ustulatus (Swainson's thrush) is the source of this 2161-nucleotide messenger RNA. RefSeq names its product protein spire homolog 2-like. Gene Ontology annotation, cellular component: cell cortex; cytoplasmic vesicle membrane. Gene Ontology annotation, biological process: intracellular transport; polar body extrusion after meiotic divisions; actin filament network formation. Gene Ontology annotation, molecular function: actin binding. The record is from RefSeq and is a predicted model, not a curated record. NCBI's taxonomy places the organism in Eukaryota, Metazoa, Chordata, Aves, Passeriformes, Turdidae.
GCGCGGCCUCGCCCCGUCUCCCCCGCCCGGCGCGCCCCGCCCGCGCUCGGCGGUGCGGGAUGGGGCGAUGGCGCGGGCGGGCGCGGGGCCGCCGCGGGAGCUGUCCCUGGAGGAGGUGCUGAAGUGCUACGAGCAGCCGCUGAACGAGGAGCAGGCCUGGGCGCUCUGCUUCCAGGGCUGCCGAGCCGCCGCCGCCGCCCCCGUCGCCCCCGCGCCGCUCCGCACCGCCGACAUCCGCCUCCGCGCCGACGGCUCCCUCCGCCUGCCCGCCCCGCCGCACGACCUGCCCGCGCUGCUGACGCCCUCCGCCGAAGCCCAGAUGGUGCAGUCGCUGGGCUUUGCUGUGUACCGGGCGCUGGAUUGGGGGCUGGACGAGAACGAGGAGCGAGAGCUGAGCCCGCGCCUGGAGCAGCUCAUCGACCUGAUGACCAACAGCGACUCGGAGGACAGCGGCUGCGCCACGGCCGACGAGGGCUAUGGGGGGCAGGAUGAGGAGGAGGAGGGGGGCGAGGGCCCGCCUCGCUCCGUGCGCACCUUCGGGCAGGCCAUGCGCUGCUGUGCCGCCCGCCUGGCCGAUCCCGCCGGCGCCCCGGCUCACUACCAGGCUGUCUGCCGCGCCCUCUUCGCAGAGACCGUGGAGCUCAUGGCCUUCCUCGCCAAGAUCCGCGAUGCCAAGGAGCUACUGCAGAAGCUGAAGGAGGAUGAGGAAGAGGAGGAGCGGCCGGCGGCAGAGCUGGGCAACCUGCGCAACACAGACUGGGCCCGGCUGUGGGUGCAGCUGAUGAGGGAGCUGCGGCACGGUGUGAAGCUGAAGAAGGUGCAGGAGAAGCAGUUCAACCCUCUGCCCACCGAGUACCAGCUCACGCCCUUCGAGAUGCUCAUGCAAGACAUCCGUGCCCGCAACUACAAACUCCGCAAGGUCAUGGUGGAUGGAGACAUCCCCCCCCGGGUGAAGAAAGAUGCUCACGAGCUCAUACUCGACUUCAUUCGCUCCCGGCCCCCCCUGAAGCAGGCAUCAGAGCGGCGGCUGCGGCCGCUGCCCCAGAAGCAGAGGACGCUCCACGAGAAGAUCCUGGAGGAGAUCAGGCAGGAGCGGAAGCUCCGGCCCGUGGAACAGAAAGGAUACAGCUCCUUGCCCUGCAUCCCACACGCCUGUGCUGGCCGCCUGAGCUCCAGCUCCUGCCUCGAGCUGUCCCCGGUGCCCAGCCAGCGCCGUGCCCCGCGCCCACGGCCACGCGUCCUGCUCAAGGCACCCACCCUGGCUGAGAUGGAGGAGAUGAACCUCUCCGAGGACGAGGACUCUCCGGCCACGGAGGUGCCGCUGAAGCGGGAUCGCUCCUUCUCAGAGCGGGACCUGGCACAGCUGCAGAGCCAGCUGGGGGGUGACCAGGCUGUGCCCCAGGACCCAGAGCCGCUACAGCCUGAGCCCCGGCCCCGCUCAGGCUCUGUCCCUGCCAGCUGCCACCCACUGCCAGAUGGCCCAGCACUGCCCAGGGCUGCCCUCGGCGCUGUGGAGGAGAGGCCAGAGGAUGGAUCCAGCGCUGCCCCUGCCAGCAGCUCCAAGCACCUCUGGCUGGAGUUCAGCCACCCCGUGGAGAGCCUGGCCCUGACUGUGGAGGAGAUGAUCAACGUGCGCAGGGUGCUGGUCAAGGCUGAGAUGGAGAAGUUCCUGCAGAGCAAGGAGCUGUACAGCAGCCUGCGGAAGGGGAAGGUCUGCUGCUGCUGCAGGGCCAAGUUUCCUCUUUUCUCCUGGCCCACGUCAUGUUUCUUCUGCAAAAGGUCUGUCUGUAGCUCCUGCAGUCUAAAGAUGAAGAUGCCUUCCAAGAAGCUGGCUCACAUCCCCGUCUACGCGCUGGGCUUCGAGAGCCUGCCGGGCUCGCUGCUGCCCAGGCCCCGCCGCUGCGCCGGAGGAGCCCUUCCACUCGCUCUCGGGGGCCGUGCUGGCGCCGGGUGGAGGAGGAAUUCCCGCACAUCUACGCCCAGGGCUCGGUCCUGCGCGACGUUCUGCUCCGACUGCGCCGGCUUCGUCACCGACGUGGUCAGCUCCAGCCGCCGCAGCGUGGCCGUGCUCAACGCCAGCGCCGCGUCCCGGCGCCACGCCAAUGGCUCGCUCCCUCUACAGCGACGCGUGGCUCAAGUGAAGGGCCGGGAGCCCCGGUGA